CCCGGGUUCCAGCCCGAGCGCGAGCACGCGCAUCAGCCCGUCUUUCGUUGCCAUGGCAACAGAGAGACGCUUCGUCUCUUUUCCUCAACUUCAGAAGAAAGCCUUCCUUGGCGUCGGAGCAAGCCCACUGGGGAGACACUGGACUAAGAGUGUUUGUAGAAUAUUGCGGAAGGACAUUCACGCAGAAAUUUACUCCUAAACUGAGUCUUGAAAAAAGACGCCAACAACCUGAGAGUCUCAAGUCAGAAUGUAUAAGGUAGACAUCCAACCAGAGCAGAAGCAUGUUGUGGCCACUGAAGCCCGAAGGAACCAGGAGAAACAGAGGCAGAGCCGAAUCUUUAAUGUUCGGAACCGAGUAAUUGGGGUGAGUGGAUGUGAAACCCUGAAGAACCAAGUGCAGGAGCAGAAAAGGCGAGAAGAUGCUGAGCGGGCUCGUGAGGCAGCCUUUGAUGCCAGCCGGGUCCAGUGUGACCUGGUGACCCAGCUGCUGGAGAAGGAGGAGUUGCAGCAUGCCCGGCAGGUAACCCAGCAAGCACAGGCCUUCCGUGAGCGGGAGCAGCAGCCCCAGGACCGCCGAGACUUUGACCUGUCUGACCCAGCAAGGCUUCGGAAGAAGCCACUCCGAGUGGGCGACCUGGACCCCCACUGUGGGCCCUCCAGCAUGCAGCGCUUUGCUGGGGAAGACUUGGGCCAAGCUACCCGCCAGCGCCUACAACGCGAACAGGCCCGUCGUGAACUGAGCCGUCAGCAGGAAGAGCAGCGUCAGGCUAGGAGGGAUGAGAAGUACUCAGAGAUUCUAGAUGACCGGAAGCGGAUAGAGAUGGAUCUUCGAGCCACUCACCUGGAGGAUUUGGAAGCUGCCUGCCGAAAAGCCAUGGCUGUGGCUGUGGCUAAUUACAACAGGGCUCAGGCCAUAGAGGUGGAGGCACAGCGAUGUCUGGCCCGCCAGAGGGAGCAGGAUGACAACCUCAAUGAGAUCUACAAUCACCUGACCAGCGACAUGCUGACAGAGAACCCUUCUGUCUCCUCGAACCCCUUGGUCCCACAUCGGGUGGUCCUGGAGCACUGGAAGGGCAUGACCCCUGAGCAAACAGCUGCCAUCCAGAAGGAGCAGGCAGCCCAGCACCUCGAGGCCCAGCGCCGGCGGCAGGCCGAGUGGCGCCUGGAAGCCAAGUGGGCCCUCCAGGAUCAGUUGGCUGCUUGGGCUGCUUGCCAGCUGAAACACAAGCAGCAGGUGCAAGCACGGAAGCUGCGGCGGGACCUCGACGCGUACAACAAGCAGCUGGCCCGAGAGCAGCAGGCUCAGAGGGACCACCUGGACAAAGCAGUAUACACCAACCAGCCCACGGCCCACUUCCACCUCCAGUUCAACACCAGCAGCCGCUGAGGACCCAGGCGA
Molecule: messenger RNA, 1399 nt
Organism: Phascolarctos cinereus (koala)
Lineage: Eukaryota; Metazoa; Chordata; Mammalia; Diprotodontia; Phascolarctidae
Gene: RIBC1
Product: RIB43A domain with coiled-coils 1
Source: RefSeq, a predicted model, not a curated record